Penicillium cataractarum is the source of this 549-nucleotide messenger RNA. Its product is annotated as Rab family GTPase YPT1. Bases 1 to 549 code for a protein of 182 amino acids. NCBI's taxonomy places the organism in Eukaryota, Fungi, Ascomycota, Eurotiomycetes, Eurotiales, Aspergillaceae. Gene Ontology annotation, molecular function: GTP binding; GTPase activity. The record is from RefSeq and is a predicted model, not a curated record. The transcript is spliced from 4 exons.
AUGCAGAGUCUUAUCCGCAGCCUCCUCCUCAUCGGAGACUCCGGUGUUGGAAAGUCUUGCUUGCUGCUCCGUUUCGCCGACGACACCUACACCGAAAGCUACAUCUCGACUAUUGGUGUCGACUUCUGGGACACUGCUGGCCAGGAACGCUUCCGUACCAUCACCUCCUCUUACUAUCGUGGUGCCCACGGUAUUUGUGUCGUUUAUGAUGUGACCGACAUGGACUCCUUCAACAACGUUAAGCAGUGGCUUCAGGAGAUUGACCGAUAUGCUACCGAGGGUGUCAACAAGCUCCUUGUUGGCAACAAGAGCGAUAUGGAGGACAAGAAGGUCGUGGAGUACACCGUCGCGAAGGAGUUUGCCGACAGCCUUGGAAUUCCCUUCCUCGAGACCUCCGCCAAGAACGCAUCCAACGUCGAGCAGGCAUUCUUGACGAUGGCCCGACAGAUCAAGGAGCGCAUGGGAACGGCCACUGUCAACAACAAGCCCACCGUGCAGGUUGGUCAGGGCCAGGGCGUCCAGUCUGGAUCCGCAGGCGGCUGCUGCUAG